Aspergillus aculeatus ATCC 16872 is the source of this 1538-nucleotide messenger RNA. RefSeq names its product putative Swr1p complex component (Swc5) (gene swc5). Lineage: Eukaryota; Fungi; Ascomycota; Eurotiomycetes; Eurotiales; Aspergillaceae. The transcript is spliced from 2 exons. Bases 349 to 1104 code for a protein of 251 amino acids. The record is from RefSeq and is a predicted model, not a curated record.
CCGGCACCAGCCGAUAUCAUCAUCGACGAAGAUGAGUACAACUCGGACUCGGACUCAGAUUUCCAACUCGACGACGAUUUCGCCGCCCAGAACGACGACGAUGCCGGGUUGACCUCGUCGGACGAGGACAACGACGAGGCAGCAGCAUCAGCAGCAGCAGACGGACAACCCAAGGCAAAACGGCGGAAGACGACCACCACUGCCGCCACGCAAGAUUCCGCUACGAUUGGGGAGUUAGAUUCCGGCGACGAGGCUACGAUCCAAAAAGACAAGGCGAAGCGGAAGACUGAAGAUGACGAGGAGGAAGAGGGAGGCACGGGGGGAUUUGUCCGAACGCGGGCUAUGAAGAUGCGCGCGCAAGACGAACGCAAGCCCCUCGCCAAGAUCGACGGCGCGACCGUGGACGUCGAUGCGCUCUGGGCGAUGAUGAAUGCACCGGAGAACAACAGCGGGCUGCACGCGGGCAGCAGCAGCAGCAGCAGCAGCGGGAAGAACGACGACAGCGCACCGACGACUCAGAAUGGCGACGUGGAGAUGCAAGAAUCCUCCACCGAAGCAGACCUCCAGACAAAACAGCAGCAGAAACCAUCGAAAUAUGCCGAGGAGAUGGUCAAGAUCAAGCGCACCUACAAGUUCGCAGGGGAGAUGAUCACGGAGGAGAAGAUCGUCCCGAAAGACUCGGCCGAGGCGAAGCUGUACCUCGCCAACAACGGCGAUGCGAAUGUCGAGACGGUCACGGUGGCGGCGAUGGAGGAUGCCACUCUCACCACCACCACGGAGGAUUUGGCGAUCAAGCUACGAAGGCCGCUGCGCCGGGUCUCGCGGUUCGACCCCAACCCGACCGGGGCGAUCAAGAAGAGCUGGGAGAAGCAGCCGGCCGCCGGAAUCACCGGGCAGGACGAGAACGCCCGGGGCCCGAAGAUCAACACGGUCGAGAAGUCGCGGAUGGACUGGGCCGCGUAUGUGGAUAGUGCGGGUCUCAAGGAUGAGCUCAAGGUGCACAGCAAGGCCAAGGAGGGCUUCCAUGGCCGCAUGGAGUUCCUGGACCGCGUGGGUGCGAACAUUGAGGAGGAGAGGCGGAACGCGCGUCUGAAGGGAUUGUGAACAGGGAUAACUGCACCGCUUCUUCUUCUCGUUGCAUACGAAUUGCAACCCCCAGUAUCCUUUGGGACCGCCAAUCAGAAUCAGCAUGUUCGACACGCACACUCUGAUGCCCAUGUUGAUAUUGCUGUCGGGUUCCCCGUCUACGGCAUCGGGCAUCGAAAGACCGACUAGCUAGCUGCUUUCACAGGCACCGAUCGCUUACAAUCUGUGUGUGUGUAAGCGAUCAGACUGGCGGACGAACCAUCUCGCCUGCGCAUAAAUCUACGCCCGCGGUGAACAAACUAUCAGACCCACUACGCCAUGUCAGUCUAUUGACUUGGCCCCAUGCACUUCGCUUAUGAAGCAAAGAACUCGAUUAGACCGGAUAUAUACUUGGCAUAUGAGGCUUGAUGAAAGUUGCCAGCCUCCCACAGCACGCCGUUAUGGUCUUGACG